AUGGCCUUCCACCAUGCCCGUCGUGGGGCUCAGGGAGUCGACCAGAACCUGUCCGAGACGCUGGUUCCCGCCGCCCAGCAAGCCGCUGCUGCUCCUGCAGUUGCGCCCACCCGCUCACUAUUCCAGAGGUCCGCCGAGCUCUUCUCCCGCUCCAACAAGUGUACCACCAGUUCCGAGGCGGACACCUGCCAGAAGCCCACGGACAGCAGCUUGGCCAUUAUCCUCGCCGCCGUUAUCCCCAUCGUCGUCGCCAUCGUCGUCUUGUUCAUUCUGCACCAAAGGCAUAUGAAGAAGCAAAGACUGGAGGAUCUGAACGACAAGCAUAAAUCCCUGGAUUUUGGUCUGGACGAGCCCAUGCCCGCCAGCGGCCGCGCUGGUCGCAAGCACCCCGAAAUGUCCGUCGCCGAUGCCGAGAAGACGAUCCGGAAGGGUGGUCGCGGAAUGUCCAUGGAUAUGUCCAACAGCCCCUAUCUGAUGCCCGACAACGUGAGAGGUUCCCGGGAAUCCUUGCACUCCAUGAACCCUUCCAUUGUCGCAGACUCGAUUGAUCCUUACCGCCCCGUGACCUUCAUCAAGGAAGCUGACAACGCUUCGAUGAUGUCCAAGUCAAACCCCUUCAGCUCUCCCGAGGACCCCAAGAUGCCCGAGAUCCAGUUCCCCCCGCCUUCGCACGUCAAGCCGCCCCCGAGUCCCAGCGCCAUCACGCCCCAAUCCGGUUCCUCCCCGGCCGACAAGGACCUUACCCGCGACUCUUACUUUGAGAACAACCCCGCCAAGCCUGCUGAGACGCCGUUUGCCGACCCCGUUGAACCCACCCUGCCCGAGAUCCACGAGGCCAUGGAUAGCGCCGAACCGCUGCCUACUCCCACGCCCCGCAAGCCUACGCCUCUGAGACUCGAGUCCAUGGUUGCUUCUGUCCACAACCCCCAAACGGAUACUGUCUACAGCAAGACCAGUGAUUACGGUGAUGGUUUCAAGGUUACUCCUCCUUCCCCUGGCCGCGAAGAAUCCGCUGCUACUGCCGCCGCUCUUGAGUCUCAGGGUCUGAACGCCGCCGCCCCUAAGCCUGGUAACCGGAUUUCGAUGAGCCUUCGUCCCCUUCCUCCCAUGGAGGACCCGACCGAGAACCCCGAGGAGCGCGCCAACCGGAUACGUUCUUUCUACAAGGAGUACUUUGACGAUUCCAAGCCCGAGCCCCAAGGCCGCCUCGCCGAGAACGAGGGCUACGACCAAGAAUACAUGGAAGGCGCCAUCUUCGAUCCUGACAAGGGCCACUUCGUUGUUGGUGGCCAGCCGUUCGCUGAGCCCGUUACUCGCCGUGCCAUGACUCCUCCUCCCCGCGCUCCUCCCCGGUUCCGUGGUAACGCUGGUCACGCCUACAGCGGCUCUGGUGGCGCGAGCGGCAGCGGCCGCUUCACGCCCAUGUCGAUGCCCCGCGGCAACUCUGCCAUGAGCAUGCGUAGCGAAAGCCCCAAGAAGCCUCUGCCCCCGCCUUCGGUUCUCAACUCUCUGCCCACUCCCGCCAAGCUGACGGACGAUGCCCUGACGCUGAACCCCGCCGAUUUCGCUCCCCCGCCGUCCUUCAGAGAGAUGCAGAACGGUCGUCGUCCUGACAGCCCCAUGGGCAUGGAGAGACCCUACUCGCCUUCCGUUCGCCCUCACACCCCGCUUAUCUCUGCAUUCGACGAGAUGCCUGUGAUUCCUAGCCCGCACGCACUCCGGAAAUCUGGCACCUUCACCUCGCUCGACUUCGUGCCGCCGCCGCGCUUCAAGGACGUCAACGCCGGCAGCGACGCAGCAUCGAUCCGCAGCAACGGCACCGGUAUCUCGGCGCAGCAGAUGCAGGCCGUGCGCAACGGCGCGUACCGCGUCAGCCGUCUGCCGGCCCAGGCCGUCGGAACCAAGGACGACAUGAUGUCGGCGCUGAAGCCGUCGUGGGAUCUGCGGGACGGAGGCAAUGGACAAGUGAAGCCCAGCUCGUAG
Aplosporella prunicola CBS 121167 is the source of this 1983-nucleotide messenger RNA. RefSeq lists its product as uncharacterized. The transcript has 3 exons. The record is from RefSeq and is a predicted model, not a curated record. NCBI's taxonomy places the organism in Eukaryota, Fungi, Ascomycota, Dothideomycetes, Botryosphaeriales, Aplosporellaceae. Bases 1 to 1983 code for a protein of 660 amino acids.